ACCACAAUUGUUAUCUCUCUGAAUGUGACAUUUUUGAGAUCUUUCCACCCAAAUGAAAAAAAAAUCAUCUAUGACAGUGCCUAAUUUUUAUCCAUAAUUCGAAAUGCAGUUGUAUUAAUAUUGGAAUGUUCCGGAUCGAACGUAUGAUUUAUAAAACAACUUAUAAGUUAGAAAUUAAAAGUCAUAACUAGGCAGUAUUUUAUGUUUAACUUUUGAUUUAUUUUUAAAUGCAAGUAAUCACUUUAAGCUUUUCCAAACACCUUUAUAAAAAAAAAAAAAGAAAAUUAUUUAGAAGUAAAAAAUAUGUAAAAAUAAAAUACUAGAAACGGACGCUAAAAAACCGCCGGCACGAGUUGCCACAUCAAAAAACGUAUACUAACCUCAAAUCCUAGGGUCGUUACUAUUCAUCUUUUUUUUUUUAACCUUUGAAGAAAUUGAAGAGUUUCUUCUAAAUAUGAUUCCAAAUUGCUCUCCAACACAAGCACUAAUUCUUAUUGGCCGGUGAUCUUUCUCAUAAAGUUGUACCACUUUCCUAUUCCACUCUGAAAAUUAGUGCAUGCAUGUAUACAUAUCCAUUUUCCCAACUCUCUAUAUAUAUAGCCCACCAACUCAAAAACAUAUAUAACAAAACUUUCCAUGGAGAAUUAUUCAUCUCUUAGUUGUGAAAUACAAAUCAUAAGAGCAAGAAACGUGGAUCGAACAUUGUUAGGAGGGAGUUUGUUUGUUAGAUGCUAUCUUUAUUCAGGAGAUGAUCAAAGAGUUGAAAUAAAGAGCCAAGAAAUAAUCCCAUCAAAAUCAGGUGAUCACUUGUUUUGGGAUGAGUCUUUCUCAUUGGAUUGCUCUGGAAGUCAAGAUUCCAUUAAUCGUCUCAAACAAGGUAGUGUAGUCGUGGAACUUCACUCAAGAAAAAAUCUUCUUCUUCUUCUUCCAAUUUUAGGUGGUUCAAACAUGUUUGGAAGGGCUGAAAUUCCAUGGAGAAGUGUUUUUGAGUCGAAAAACAUGGAGAUUAUGGAGUGGGCAAUUAUGGAUAAAGUGAAUGAUGUGAAGCCAAUGGCAGUGCAAAUCGCAAUGAAGAUAAGGGUAAUAGAGACAAUAAAAGUGAAGAAAAAUAUUAAUUCUAAGUUGAGAAGAUCAUCAUCAUCAUCAUGUGCUUGCAUGGACUAUUGUGGGUGUAAUAGUAGUAAUGUUUUUAGGGUUGAUGAUUAUCAAGUCUUUGCACUUGGAGCUGCUCUAGGUGCCUUGUAACUUGUUAGUGAUAGCGUGCAUGCCCACCCCAAUCAACUCAGGAUCAAGUAUGGUACCCUGUGUGACAAACUACAUUCAAGUUUCCUUCUACUUAAUUAGAAGGAAAAUAUAUUUAAUGAGUAAUAACGAAUUUCAAUUUGCUUUAAGUUGUAAUUUAUGUAUGAAGAUUUUUAUAUAAACAAAUGAAAAUAAUUAGAAAAAACAUUUUCC
This is a messenger RNA of Solanum lycopersicum (tomato), 1455 nucleotides long. RefSeq lists its product as uncharacterized. NCBI's taxonomy places the organism in Eukaryota, Viridiplantae, Streptophyta, Magnoliopsida, Solanales, Solanaceae. The record is from RefSeq and is a predicted model, not a curated record.